This is a messenger RNA of Brachypodium distachyon (stiff brome), 1772 nucleotides long. Its product is annotated as alcohol dehydrogenase 1. The record is from RefSeq and is a predicted model, not a curated record. NCBI's taxonomy places the organism in Eukaryota, Viridiplantae, Streptophyta, Magnoliopsida, Poales, Poaceae. Bases 331 to 1470 code for a protein of 379 amino acids. Gene Ontology annotation, molecular function: zinc ion binding; S-(hydroxymethyl)glutathione dehydrogenase [NAD(P)+] activity. Gene Ontology annotation, biological process: formaldehyde catabolic process. The transcript is spliced from 10 exons. Gene Ontology annotation, cellular component: cytosol.
ACAGAGCCGGGACAAACCACGGCCGCAUUACCGCUUCCAGGUGGAGGCACGAGCCCCGGUUUGGGCGCCACGCCGCCCGCCCCUGGUUUGCUACCCAAGAAGAACAGGGAGAAGCUUUAGGCGGCCGUGCCCGUGGCGAAACCACACCCUUCCUCCUUUUGCGCCCUGAGACGAGCUAUAUAUAUAACGGGGGGGAGGUUCUCCGCUCUCGUUCCCAGUUCCCCACGGAUUUGGUCCCGCUGAAGCCAGAGAUCAGUUCUGAGUUUGAUUUUCGGUGCUGAGAUUGUGUGAUUGUGACUGUUGCGGGGAUUUUUCGAGGUGAAGCGAGAAAUGGCGACCGCCGGGAAGGUGAUCAAGUGUAAAGCGGCGGUGGCAUGGGAGGCGGCGAAGCCGCUGAAGAUCGAGCAGGUGGAGGUGGCGCCGCCGCAGGCCAUGGAGGUGCGCGUCAAGAUCCUCUUCACCUCGCUCUGCCACACCGACGUCUACUUCUGGGAGGCCAAGGGGCAGACUCCCAUGUUCCCUCGGAUUUUCGGUCAUGAAGCUGGAGGCAUAGUGGAGAGUGUUGGAGAGGGUGUGACUGAGGUUGCCCCUGGUGACCAUGUCCUCCCAGUGUUCACUGGAGAGUGCAAGGAGUGUCCGCACUGCAAGUCGGCCGAAAGCAACAUGUGUGAUCUGCUCAGGAUCAACACUGACAGGGGUGUCAUGAUCGGUGAUGGCAAAUCAAGGUUCUCUAUCGACGGGAAGCCGAUUUACCAUUUCGUGGGGACUUCCACCUUCAGUGAGUACACUGUCAUGCAUGUCGGUUGCGUCGCAAAGAUCAACCCUGAGGCUCCCCUUGAUAAAGUCUGUGUUCUUAGCUGUGGUAUUUCCACUGGUCUUGGUGCAUCAAUCAAUGUUGCAAAACCGCCAAAGGGUUCAACAGUCGCGAUAUUCGGCCUCGGAGCUGUUGGUCUUGCUGCCGCAGAAGGUGCGAGGAUUGCAGGAGCAUCAAGGAUUAUUGGCGUUGACCUGAAUGCCAGUAGAUUCGAGGAAGCUAGAAAGUUUGGCUGCACCGAAUUUGUGAACCCCAAAGACCACAGCAAGCCAGUUCAAGAGGUACUCGCUGACAUGACAAAUGGUGGAGUUGACCGCAGUGUCGAAUGCACUGGCAACGUCAACGCCAUGAUACAGGCAUUUGAAUGCGUUCAUGAUGGCUGGGGUGUUGCUGUGCUGGUGGGUGUGCCUCACAAGGACGCCGAAUUCAAGACCCACCCGAUGAAUUUCCUGAACGAGAGAACACUGAAGGGGACCUUCUUCGGUAACUUCAAACCACGCACUGAUCUGCCCAAUGUCGUGGAGAUGUACAUGAAGAAGGAGCUGGAGGUGGAGAAGUUCCUCACGCACAGCGUGCCCUUCUCGGAGAUCAACAAGGCCUUCGACCUCAUGGCGAAAGGGGAGGGCAUCCGCUGCAUCAUCCGCAUGGAGAACUAGGGUUCAUUUCACCUGACCGAUCCUCCAAAGUACAGUAAUAAUAAGAGGCCUGGGGAACAGUUUCCUGAACCUUCCUCGGUGAGAUGAGAUGAGAUGAGAUAUGCAGCCUUUGUGUAUCCUCUGCCCUUUUGCAAGCUCCACCUUUUGUCAGUCAAAAACUCUGUUACUCAGUAGUAUGUGUGUUGUAGUAUUAGCUUCAUGUACCUGUAAUUACCUGCCGGCAAAACUGUUCUACGAGCUCUACUUGGAGCUACGAACCACCGUCAACAGCUAUGAGUUUCAGUAGAAUCGUUUUGUCAUUG